CUUUGGUUGCGAUGGAUUUUUGUGCGGAGAUUUCCGUCGGCGUGUCUUUCAAUAAGUGUUGGGCGACGCGAGGAUGAUUCGAUAAAGACCUGGGGCGGUAUUGAUCUUCUAUAAGCGGAAAAUAGCUCUAACAACAAAGAACCGUCAUUGAAGAAACCGAUAGUGCCUAGUUAAGUAAUCUCCCCGCCGAUUAUCAAUAAAAGUGCCAAUCGCGAGGCACGAUUUACAGAGACGGAUAAUAUUAAAGCCGCAAGCUACGACGGAAUGCUUUUGAAAAACUCUCGUCCUCUCAUUUUAUUGCUCCGAAACGAGUGUAGUGUUAGUAUCCUGCGAUGUAGACGUGUUCGGCGAUACGUAUUGACCCUAGUUUGCUAUGGAUUAGAUUUCCACUAGUUUGCUUUUAGAUCUUUCGUGAUUUCCUACCCAAUAACUGACGACGCAUAACGGAUACGGGGUUCUACGCUAACAAAAUUAUUACGCCUCGCUUCAAAUUUCACUCUAAUUUACAAACGUAGGUUCUGUCACGCCGGGCGGGCAUUGGAAUGUUUUCUUUGUUUAUCGUCAUUCGUUAACACGAGUUAUAGUGGAGCGGCGGGAUUUACUGUUUCCGUGCUGGUGCGUGGGUAAAGCCCACUAAGUUUUGUGGACGUGACAGAUAAGGAGUCUACACGAGAAGUAUUGUUAUUGAUUGUUACUUGCCUCGACGGACGCUUGCCGGCUGCCCCCUGCAGGAAGUAGACUAGUACGGAGAUUCUGUUCUUUCUUUUCUGAUCUACUCAUCACAAUUCAUACUUAAUAUACACUUGUGUCAGGUUCGUAAGCGCGCGUUACCAUGUAGUAGCCCAGGUCGUGGUAGAACGAUCGACUGACGAAUUUAAAAACCCGUGACUUGUUUAUACAAAGGAGUCAGCGAUGCUACGCUAGUAUAUUGUUACAUGUACGCUAGUCUUAGUGUGGAUUUACGGAAAUGUUGUUUCAUUAUUUCUCUUUCUUUACUUGAACAGAGAAGUUACAGGGACUUUGACGCCAGCAAGACCACGCUGUUUAAAUCCGUCACACAACACGUGUGGGUGUGAGAGGCCACGACAAACUGCUGUUCGCCAGGAUGUUUGAUAGAUUAGUACUUUGUGGAUAGACUUACGCAAAACGCGAUAAGUAAUUACAGAUAAUGAAAUAUCGCUCUGUUGUGUGUGUUUGCCGUGUACCGGCUCUCCUUACGAUAUCCGCACUUGAAGUAUUCAUGACCAAUUUAUAAUUAUAUAGCUUGGAGGAGAAAGACGCGUUUAGUGUGUGUGUACGGUUUUAUUUAACCACAAGUCAACAUGCCAGGGAAGAGGUUGCUCACGGACGGCUCCAAACAAACCCAGAAACGGGGUAAAAAGGGCAAACUAAAAACUGUCAACAACAAACCAAGAGAGAUGGACACGGAAACAAAAUCGGACAGUGUUACGGAGAAGCUUUCCGUAAGUAAUGUGUUAGACUUGGAAGCUGACGGCGCUACGGAAUAUCUGUGUCCCAUAGAGAAGGAGGGCGAUACUGUCCUGGAGGUGGAGUGUGGGCCCAACAAGGCUUUAAUGUACUUAUCCAAACUUUACCAGGGAAGUAAGGGCUCGUGUCUAUCCUUUCAGGGGUCGUGGCUGACCCCAAAUGAAUUCCAGUAUGUAAGCGGCAGGGAAACCGCCAAAGACUGGAAAAGGUCCAUACGGCACCAGGGCAAGAGCAUCAAACUUCUCUUCUCCAAGGGGAUCCUCUCCGUGGGAGGGGGAGGCUCGUCCAAGAAUGGAAAACGACCAAAGAAGGGAGGAAAGAGAUCCUUGUCCUCCCGACGGGGUCGACGGAAAGUCAACGUCAACCUCGACUCGGCCGGCGAGGAAAACGGGGAAAGUCGGGAAACGGAAGUGCAAUGUGGUAAGGAACAAUCAGUCGACGGCGACUCCGAGGAGGGCAAGCGUAAUUCGGACCCCAGCAAGGAGCAAGUGAGUUCUGAAGGUGACCUAUCAGACGCCAACAGUGACUCAACAGAGAACUACGAUGUAGAUUUCAUUGAUUCAGUUACGGAGCAAGACAAAGUGCCCCCCGAAAGUGAAGACAAAUCAAAACAUGAUCUCAUUGCCAAUAGGCAAUCGACAUCAACAUCAAAACAAUUCCAAAACGAGAUAGACGUGUUCUCAUUUGAAUCAAACGAAGAAAGUAAUUCUUCUUUGAAGUCAGACAAAACGUGUGACAAGAAAUUAGUGGAGGACGAAAUAGUGCCAGAAAAGACUGAAUCACCUGUGUGUGAAACAGAAACAAAAAUUUACGAUGAUGUGGACGAUAUUGAAGAUAAAAGUCCAGAGUGUGGAAAAGAAUUGUUUGAAGAAUGUAAAUCUGAUGAGGAAGGUUAUAAUGCAGAAGAAGGGAAGGAUAUUGAACAACCUACAGAGGAGGAACUGAACAAGGUCCACACUGACACGAAGCAAGUUGCAGAACCGGAAAUUCCCGAGGAAAACAAGGAAGAUACUGUUAUAACUGUGGUUGAGAAACAGGUGACACAAAACCAAGAAACUGAAGAGGAUAAGCAGGUAGAGGACAGAAUAGAGGUAGAAGAAGUAGAGGAAGAAGAACAGAAAGUAGAAGAACAAAAAGUGCCAUCCAAGCGUCCAAGCCCUGCUAGAGAAUCAAAGCUAGGAAACAUCAUCGAUCAGCUUCGGGUCAACAGAGAGAAAGUGACCAAGGAGAGACGAGAUAAUGCAGCCGAUCUGACCAAUAAGAAAAAAGACUGUCCGAACGACUUGUCCAUGAAGAGUGGAGAUUGUCCGACCGACACACCGAGUAAGAAGCAGGAUUACCCGGCUGAUUUGACAAAAGAUAAUAGACGCGACAUGUUUGAUUUUACGAAGGAUCAACAGAAGGAAAUAGACGCGUUCAGCAAAAUACGACGGGAAAUCAGGUCCGACUCGCUCAAAGACAAACCGGAAGAAGUGACAGAUACGACCAAGGAGAAACGGGAACAAGUCAGGGACGCAGCGAAGCUCGAAAAGGCGUUGUGGCAAAUGCCAACACAACCGAUCAGAAAUCCACUUGCAACAGAAAUGAAAAUCGCAAAAAUAAUCGACGAACAAAGGAAAGAUUCAAGAAAGCAUGCGCCAUGUGUGGAGGAAAGGAGAGUUCCUAAAGGCCAUUCUUUGUCAGCCAACCUUCACCAGAAGAAGCAUCCUGAACGAUCCCCCUCAGCGCCGAGUGAACUCCUGGAAUUCCUUCACAAAAAGCGUGGACACACUCCCAACAGUGACCGCCACUCCUUCCCGUCAGCUGGGAUGUUGUACCCGUGGAUGAAGAAGGAGUCGGAAGAUGGUGGCGAGAGGACAAGCAAGUCUCAGACUUCCAGUCCUUCUGCUCGUCUUACACCGGUUGACAAAGUCAAGAAAUCCUCCAAUUCCGUGCGGGAGAAGAAGGAAUGCUCUUCGGACAAGGACUACAAUGACUACAUGAGGGCACUGGCCGCCAAGCAGGAGCGUAACCCCUUCUUCCUGUCUCCACCGGUCCACGACCCGUAUUUCUCUAUGUGGACUCCGGACCUGCUUUUCCCGCCGGGACUUUUCAACCCUUAUUCCAUGUUUCUCGGCCCUAACGGUCAGCGGGGCGAGGUCCCACCCACAUCCGCCAUGUCGACGUUAUGUUCCAUGCCACAGAGUGGGGGACUCCCGGGCUUCCUGCCGCGGCCCCCACACAACAUGUCCUACCCUAUCCUCGACUCAUACGUACCACACUCCAGUCCCAAGGAGUCGCCAUCAUUACCUCAUUCCUGUCAGACAAACUCGCGGAAGCGGGGACCUGUAGAAGCGGACACGGCAUGCGCACUUGAUCUCUCUACAAAGCGUACGAAACUUGAGUGCAGUAAAAAUGACUACUUCACUUCGCCACUAUCACGAUCGUCAGAAUCCGUUGACAAUUGUAAAAAAAAUGCAUUGCUUAAUUUGUCAAAUGCAAAAGCUCCGGAGGGAGACAAAUCAAACUUUCAUAAAACACAUCAUAAUAGUCAUCGUCAUAAGAAGAGCAAUCAUUCCAUAUGGCAAGAAAAGGACAUCAAAGGUCAAAAGUUACAGUGUAAAUGUGGCGCCGACAACCCGGAAAAUAUAAUGAACUGGUCGGCGGAGAAAGUGUUCGACUUCGUCUCUAAGCUGGAGGGUUGUAGCUCGUAUGCUAAGACCUUCCUGGCUCACAGAAUAGAAGGCAAGCUCCUACCGCUCCUCACCACAGACGCUCUCAUUCGCAACCUCGGCAUGAAGGUUGGCCCCGCCAUUAUCCUCAGUGAGGCUGUCACACGGCACGUGCAAGAUAUGAGCCGCUUCUUUCAUCCGUGUAGUUACUGCAAACUCAAGUCGUCUCAACGCCUGUCCGUAUGAUGACGUCACCACGCACAUCAACAUAUUUCCAUACAUCUUUUGUUACGAGGAUACUAUUAUUUAUUUGUGAAUAAAACAUAUAGAUUUCACACAGUGCGGAGAGAUGACGUGUGGACUGGGUACGGCAGUAGUCCCGAACCCGUUCUUUUUGCUGUGCUGUACGAGGCCAGAGCGAGGCGAUAAGAUAGUCAGUAGGCGAUUUAUUAACAUUUCCAGGCUGUCACGUGGACAGCUAUCAACAACGUUAAAUCAGGGAUAUCCAACUUUCAAAUCUUUGAUGAUUGUUUUUUUUCUAUGUGACGAAUUAAACACAUUUUGAUGACUUUGUACACUGUACUACCCAGAUAGAAAUAGUAGGUUGUGGUGAUGUUGAAACUGUAAUGUCGAAACUGGCCAACUAUGUACAAAUGUUUUUAUGUUGAAUGGUGCUACGUCAGUUUAACGUGUACAUGUUUUAACCUUACUAGAGAAGACUACUGGGAGUUACUAUAUGACGGAGAUUUGGACCGGUGUGUCGCCCCUCGUUAAGGCACUAGUCUAUGAACCAAGUCCUUACCGCCACACAGUAACGACAAAUAUCGGAAACGGUACUAGAUAAAACUAUUAAAGAGUUUGUAGUAAUUUUGAUUAAUUUCUGACAUAGAAGAGAAGAGCCUUGAUGGUUGCAAUCAGCGUGUUAUUGGGGAAAAUGCAGUCCCGUAGCCUUUUAACAUAGCGUUAUGGCACCUCGACUGCGCCUUUAAAUAUGUCAGAAUUUAAUUGCAAUAAAGCCGCAUUGAAGGACGGCCUUUGUUUGUAUGUUUCCGUCAGUUUUUAUUGAUGUGUGUGCCCGCGGGACGGGCGAUAGGUGACAUGGAUUCCGGUCAAUUUCCACUAAUACUAGUGAUCGAUGACACGUGACUGUUCCGUGACGUAAUCGAUGUUUACAUUCCUCUGCCAUGUCAGUGUACACGGGAUAUCGUUUUUGCAAUAACACCCCAUGUGGACCGCCAGCCAUUAAAAUAUUGAUGUACGUAGACGUCACGUUAACUAAAUCCAAUGUUUCCGUGUGAUAUUAUACGUAAUGUGGUGUCUUACUAUGCAGAUAUAUAUAUGUGUGUGUGUGUACUGUAGAAAUCCUAGCGUAGGAUUAUGCAAUUUUCAAGGGUCGAAAUCUGAACAUGUCAAGCAAACUAGGGGAUUUUUAAUGAAAAAACGCAGCUCGUAGAUUUAGCCAGAGACGUAAAUACGUCUCUGAUUUAGCGAAUCAAUUUUGUCUGUAAUAUGUUAUUAUUGUACAUGGAUAGUAUUUGUUCAGUAUUUAAUGCAUCAAGGUAGAAAGUUGUAGCGUUGGAAGUCUGUUGGCGAUAGAUAUUGUACACAUGAUUUACUGGGUGUUCAAUUGUUCCCUGUCUACAUCGUGAUGCCGCAAAGCGUUCUCGUUAAUGUCGCUAACUGUGGACAUAGUACGGGAUUAUGAUGUCAUAUGGCCUCGCUCUCUGUUAGGUUACUAACUGUGGGCAUAGUGCGAGGUCGUGAUAUCACAGGUUCUCGUUCUCAGUUAGGUCGCUAACUGACGACAUAGUACAGGGUCGUUAUGGUGCAGGGCCUCGUUUUAGAUGAUGUCGCUAACUGACGACAUAGUACCGGGUCUGAUGCUACAGGAUCUCGUUCUCUGUCAUGAAGAAAUCCAAUUUGAAGGAAAGGGAAAUCCAAUUUUGACGCUCGCGUGUCCCACGCAAGCAGGGUUUUCACCUGGACAAAGGUGUUCGCUGUAGUCAAUACUGUAUAUAUAUCAUGUGUGUGUACCAAGUUUUGGUGUACGUCUUGAUGUCUAUCGAUUAAAGAAAAUAUUAAAUAUA
Molecule: messenger RNA, 6226 nt
Organism: Mizuhopecten yessoensis (Yesso scallop)
Lineage: Eukaryota; Metazoa; Mollusca; Bivalvia; Pectinida; Pectinidae
Product: midasin-like
Exons: 6
Coding region: 1323-4385 (1020 amino acids)
Biological process (GO): positive regulation of transcription by RNA polymerase II
Molecular function (GO): protein binding; RNA polymerase II cis-regulatory region sequence-specific DNA binding; DNA-binding transcription activator activity, RNA polymerase II-specific
Source: RefSeq, a predicted model, not a curated record